CUCUCUGUCUGUGAUGCUGCAGCUCCUGUACUCUCUCCAGUCUCCAGUAAACAGCAGUCAUGGCGACAGUGGUCCAGCCGCUCACACUGGAAAGAGAUGUUGCCCGAGCUAUUGAGCUGCUGGAGAAGCUGCAGGAAUCAGGGGACGUUCCUGGACAUAAGCUGCAGUCUCUGAAAAAGGUUCUGCAGAGCGAGUUCUGCACAGCAAUCAGAGAGGUCUAUCAGUACAUGCAUGAAACGAUUACAGUGAAUGGCUGCCCAGAGUACCAGGCGAGAGCCACGGCUAAGGCCACAGUUGCAGCCUUUGCAGCCAGCGAAGGUCACUCUCACCCACGGGUGGUGGAGCUUCCCAAGACAGAGGAAGGGUUAGGCUUCAAUGUGAUGGGUGGCAAGGAGCAGAACUCACCUAUAUACAUCUCCCGCAUCAUUCCUGGAGGUGUGGCUGAAAGGCACGGCGGCCUAAAACGAGGGGAUCAGCUGCUGUCUGUCAACGGUGUGAGUGUAGAAGGAGAGCAUCACGAGAAAGCCGUGGAGCUGCUGAAGGCGGCCAAAGAAAGCGUGAAGCUGGUGGUCCGCUACACCCCCAAAGUGCUCGAGGAGAUGGAGGCUCGCUUCGAGAAGCUCCGUACGGCGCGGCGGCGUCAGCAGCAGCAGCUCCUGAUGCAGCAGCAGCAGCAACAGAAUCUGGCUGCUCAGCAAAAUCACAUGUCGUAGGUUGUUCCAGAAGAAGAAGAAGUAGAAACGUUGAGCGAUGGAUCGUAAAGAUCACUUGUACGCAUCGAGGGUCCCAAAGGAAAUCUCUUUGUAGUGGAGGAAAUCAACAAUAAGACUCUCUUGACCUCCUCAGUCUCCCUUCCAGUGAACCACCGCUUACUGAGCAAAGAGAGAAUUUGGUGUGAAACUGGUGCUUUAAAAAAAAACAUGCUAAGUUGUCUAGUUAACUUUGUACUCCCUUUUCUAGUUUUCUGUUCUCCAGUUGUGGAUUUUUAAAGCUCCUCUCCUCGUCUUCACCCUUGAUCAUUUUCCCUGAUUUUAAUUUUUAAUCCUUCCGUCCAGCUUCUGCCAGUACCCCAGAGUUACCGUUUGUAAAAUGGUGUUCCUAUCAACUCCUCAUUUCUGGUGCUUGUGUUUCAUAUGUAUGAUUUCUCGUCCCAUUUUUCGAUAAACUGUUUUUUACCUUCUCUACUGUAGCAAGAGCAUAUUUUAUAUCUUGUAGUUUUAGCAAUAAAACAUUUGGUUCAGUUCAUAA
Cyprinodon tularosa is the source of this 1248-nucleotide messenger RNA. RefSeq names its product lin-7 homolog A (C. elegans) (gene lin7a). The record is from RefSeq and is a predicted model, not a curated record. Lineage: Eukaryota; Metazoa; Chordata; Actinopteri; Cyprinodontiformes; Cyprinodontidae. Gene Ontology annotation, cellular component: cell-cell junction; basolateral plasma membrane; MPP7-DLG1-LIN7 complex. The coding region runs from base 60 to 713 and encodes 217 amino acids. The transcript is spliced from 6 exons. Gene Ontology annotation, biological process: neurotransmitter secretion; maintenance of epithelial cell apical/basal polarity; protein localization to basolateral plasma membrane. Gene Ontology annotation, molecular function: L27 domain binding.